Molecule: messenger RNA, 2325 nt
Organism: Procambarus clarkii (red swamp crayfish)
Lineage: Eukaryota; Metazoa; Arthropoda; Malacostraca; Decapoda; Cambaridae
Source: RefSeq, a predicted model, not a curated record
GAGAGAGACGGGAGUAGAAAGAGAUGGAGGGAGGGUUGUCACGUUAGCAGCAGUGAGGGAUGUCACAAGGAAUUCUCCAGCUAUGUCAUCAGGCUCGUCACUCUACCACCUUAAGACACGCCAGAUUCUCCUACAAGAAGGAUCAUCCUAUCGUCUACCACUACCACCAGAGCAUCGCCGCCUCUCUCCCUACCUACCGCCUCAUCUUAGCCAGCCAGCCAGCCAGCCAACCAGCCAGUCAGCCAGCCGCUCUCAGCCAUUCACUAGCCAGUUUCUACCUGCCGAGGAGCUCAGAGCUCAGUUGCUGUGUGUUGAGGCAGCUGUGAGGCGGUGGUGUGGUCGUGGCUGGGGUCAGUUCGCUCCCCACACGUGCUCCUCUCUACGCAGUUGCCAUUAAUGUUUAUUUAUGCUCAAGGUUGAAAGUUGUUUGUGUUAAAAUAACUAAAAGGCAGGAUGUAUGUGUAGAAAAUUAAGCAUCGCCCUGAUGAAGGUAAUUUACAAGAAGUGAUACGCACAUCCGCCAUUACAAGGUGGCAGUGUUUUGUGUACCCAGAGAAAAGGGUUAUAUUCACAGGUGAAAGUCGACCCUUUGUGUGGGUGUUGCUCUAAGUGUACUCGAGUGUAGCGAGAAAAUGCGCAGUGUCUUGUAUUGACUGCAUCUUUGCCUGAUUAAUAUAUAGUCAUUAAUGUAAAGCAGUUCAUGUGAGAGUGUUGAGUUAUGGCCCGCGAGCUUCUGGACCAGCAAGCUCAUAAUGUGUCGCUGUGGCCCAGUGUGGCCCCGUGAUGCGGCCCGUGGCCCGCCUUGUAGCAACCAGGAAUCCCUGGUGUGGUGGAGCCUCAUUGCGGAGCCCCAGGGCAGCCCCAGUGGGGCUUCGAGUGUGGUAAAGCCUAGUUAUCGUGCCUCAUUGGCGAUCCCAGUGCUGGGGAUCCUUCUUUUGGCGCCACAGUUGUGGUGGCGGAGAGGGCGGGUGGCGAGCCUAUGUGUAGUGUGGUGGUGAGGAAGAUUGUGGUACGUGGCUGGCGUUGGCGGCUGUGGGGGUGGUGGCUGUGGUAGUGAGGAGGGCUAAGCCGCAGCCGCCGCCGCAGCCAGCCAGCCAGCCAGCCAGCCAGCCAGCCAGCCAGCCAGCCAGUCAGCCAGCCAGCCUGCCAGCCAGUCAGCCAGCUAGUCAUGUUAUCUGUGAUGGUGUCGGUGUGGUGGGCGUGGCUGAUGGCUGCUCACCAGCCCCACGCCCAAGAUGGGCUGCCCUCCCGCAAGACGUGCACCUUUCAGGAAGGCACGCCCACACCCUCGCCUCAGCGCCCACGGAGGUCCUCGUCCAGGAUUUGCAGGAAGUGUCGCAAGUUCCGUGACGGCCCGCGGCGACACAGCUUCGACGUUGAAAAUGGCACUUCUCCAGGCCGAAGCCCACUGGACGGCACCUCGCCCUCGGCGGGCCUGGUGCUCCAGAACUUCCCACAGCGACGGGAGAGCUUCCUCUACAGGAGCGACUCCGACUUUGAGAUGUCCCCCAAGAGCAUGUCCCGGAACUCCUCCAUCGCUUCCGAGGGGUCUCGGGUUAUGUUGGCCACACUAAGCGAGUCUCGCGGGGCCAAUGACGACAAGCCGAUGUUGGGCCUCCACGCUGGGGCUGCAUAUCCUAGAACUGGUCUCACACAUGGCGAGGACCUCAUCGUCACACCGUUCGCCCAGAUCCUCGCCUCCCUCAGAUCUGUCAGGAACAACUACAUCAACCUCACCAAUGUCUCCACCACCAAGUCCAGGCGGUCCAGCGCCGCGGCAGGCUGCUCCACACCUCAACCCAAGAGCUUCACCUACGGAGGUGAGUCCUCACCUACCUACCUACCUACCUACCUACCUACCUACCUACCUACCUACCUACCUACCUACCUACCUACCUACCUACCUACCUCCUGCCUUCCUCUAUACCCCCUAGUGCACCACCUAGGGCCAGGUCCUCACCACCUUCUUCCCCGUACUUACCAUGUACAUUUAGGGCAGUUACGAUCCUCAACACUUCUCUCCCUCAUGUGGACCUCUAACUCCUCCUCCUCCCCCCCUCUAACUCUAAGAUGUAUUAGAGGGGUGUAUGAAUGCCUCUAAUACACCUGUAUAUCAGUGACCCAAGUACCUGUCUCCCUCUUCUCCAUUUCCCCCUUUCUGUCUGAUACUGUAAAAUACAUGUAAAGGUUUAAAUUGGUAAAGCAAGAGUGUAUGGAAUAGUGCUGGACACAUUUUAGCACAAUAGAAGUUAUCUUUAAAACUGGUUAAUUCGGGUGUGCGAGCAAUAAUAAUAUCAAUUAUUAUAUUAUUCUCACAAUUGGCAC